AUGGGAGGUCCGUACGCUAACGCUCUUCUGAUAACGAUAACGAACGUCACCGACGUUCCACAGCAACAGGGACACCGCACGAGCAGCGGGCUCACCGGAAAGAUGGCUCUGCAUAAUGGAACUGGGGUGUUAAAUCAAAUCAUCAUUUCGCCUUCGGACACCGAUUAUCUUGACCAGCUCAUCCCCUCUAUUCGCGAGUACAGCGUCGGCAAUCGAACUCCUCAGCUACUCCAGUCCCUAUCGCGAUUUGCAAGUGACAAGGAGGCAGAGAUCGAGAGCAUUUGCAAUACCAACCAUCAGGACUUCGUCUCUUCGGUCAAUUCCCUCCUGCGCAUCCGAGAAGGCACUGUCACCCUCACUGCGGAGAUUCUUGAUCUCAACCAGUCGAUCCAAACGAGUACCGAGCGCCUGGCAGAACAGAAGAAGGCAUUGGUGGAGUCUCGAAGCCAUCGACAAAAUAUUGACGAGACGUCGCGCGCGAUUCAAGAUUGUCUCGAGGUUUUGCGAUUGGCGAAUCAGGUCCACGACCUGCUAGCCAAGAAAAACCAUUAUGCCGCCUUGCGUGCGCUGGAGGAGCUACAAAAUGUGCAUCUCAAGGGUGUCACCCAGUACAAGAUCGCGGAAAUGAUUCAACGAUCGGUGCCUGCGACUCAAAGGGCCAUUGCGGAAGCUGUCAUGUCUGACCUGAACACGUGGCUGUAUCGCAUUCGGGAGAUGUCUCCGUUUCUCGGAGAGUUGGCUUUGUUUCACACGGAUCAGCGCAAGUCAAGACUCAAGCAACGCGCGGAGAAAAUCCCAUACCUUGAAAACUUCAACCUGAACUCUGCGAUUGAGCUUGUGGCGGAUGAGGACGAAGAGUACGAUCUUCUCCAAAACGAAGAUCUUCAGGUACCAUUUGCGCCUUUGUUCGAGUGCUUGCAUAUCCAUCAGUCCUUGGGGCAGAUGGACAAGUUUAGGAUCGAGUAUGCGAACACACGGCGUCGACAAAAAGAUCUUUUGCUUCCUGCGUCCGUCACGCUCGUAGAUGAGGAUGGCGCCAGUCUUCACAAUAUGCUAGAGGAAAUGGCAGGCUUUGCGAUUGUUGAGCGCGCAACGAUGAAACGAGUGCCAGACCUUAGGUCGUCUGUUGACAUUGACGAACUGUGGGAUUCAUCAUGCCAGGCUGCGGUUGGUGUAAUAGCCAAAGCGCUGCACGAAGUCGAUAAUGCGGAGAGUAUUCUGAAGACGAAAAAUCUGAUUGCGCUCUUCAUGCAGACAAUGAAUACAUGGGGCUUUUCCGUCCGAGUCUUUGAUGACUUCCUAUUGAAGUUGUUUGAAAAAUAUGCGGAGCUACUCAAGAGGCGGUUCAGUGAUGAUUUUCAAGAGAUCGUAUCGACGGAUGACUACAUGCCAAUGCCUAUUCAGACUCUAGAGGAGUAUGACAAGGUGCUCAACGUGAGCUGGUACAGUCCUGAAAAGCCCCGGGAGGAACAAGUUUUCCCCUGCAUCCUGCCAUUCUCAAGGAUGUAUCCCUUGUGCUGCAUCGACAUCCGAAAUUUCUUGAACCAGUUCUACUUCUUUGCAAAUGACGACUUUUCUCACCCCGAUGUGAUUGAUGAGACAUUAAAGGACGCGCUGGAUGACCUCCUCUCACGAAAAGUUUGCGAUACCCUGGUGGAGCGCCUUUCCUCACAGUAUCUCGGACAAAUCGUUCAGAUCCUGAUCAACCUGGAACACUUUGAACUGGCCUGCCAUGAACUGGAACUCCUCCUGGCGGCCGCGCGGUCACAAAACUCGACGGGUACCUCCAUCGCGCUGAGGGCCACCGAGAAAUUCAAAAGCAACAAAAAGGCCGCCGAGAAGCGGAUCUUCGAGGUGGUCAACUCCAAGAUUGACGAUCUCAUCGAAACUGCAGAAUAUGAAUGGAUGGCACCUCACCCUCCCACCGAACCAAGCAAUUACAUGCAAACCCUGACACGGUUCCUGUCCAACAUUAUGAACUCCACUUUGCUCGGGUUGCCCACCGAAAUCAAAGAGCUGAUCUAUUUUGACGCGCUCAGUCAUGCCGCAAACAUGAUCUUGGCUCAACCUCUCGCUCCCGAAGUGAGGACCAUCAAUCCCAAUGGUGUCAUCGCAUUGGCCAAGGAUGUCGAAUACCUUACACAGUUCGUUGACAGCCUGAAUGUCCCUAUCCUGCGUGAGAACCUCGACGAGCUACAACAAACGGUGCAGUUGAUGCAAGCGGAUAAUGCGGACGAGUUCUACGACAUCUCAACCCGAAACAAAAAAUACGGACGUGUUGAUGCCAUGCAAGGUCCUGUCUUGCUUGAGAAGUUAACUCGAACGGUACAAGUACCAACCAAGGUGGACAAAUUCGUGAAUCUGUCCGCGCGAUUCAAGAAGUCCUCAUGA
Penicillium subrubescens is the source of this 2391-nucleotide messenger RNA. Its product is annotated as Rab GTPase-binding exocyst subunit SEC15. The record is from RefSeq and is a predicted model, not a curated record. Gene Ontology annotation, biological process: Golgi to plasma membrane transport; exocytosis; intracellular protein transport. The transcript has 9 exons. Bases 1 to 2391 code for a protein of 796 amino acids. Gene Ontology annotation, cellular component: exocyst; membrane. Lineage: Eukaryota; Fungi; Ascomycota; Eurotiomycetes; Eurotiales; Aspergillaceae.